UCACACCGAAAUAAGUCAAUAAGUAGUCUUUAAAAUUCCAAAUGAACUAAAAUCUAUGAAGAUGAAUAUUUUGGAAUAGAAGGGUGUAUAUAUAAGCUUUGAGUGUGUAUUUAAUGUAACGGUAUUAUAGAUUUCAUUAAUCUUGUUUACAAGCCAUGUGUGCAGAGACAUAGAUUUUGUUUUGAUAGAGAAACGAGAAAAAGAUAUGGUGGUGCAUCCCACAUGUUUGAUUAUAUGACAGACCCACACCCCCACAUUUCAGUGAGGUGGAAGGGGGUGGUUCUGGAAUUCCUAAUCAGGAAUCAGAGGGAAGUGGCUCUUCAAAGUGAGUGAUUUAACAUUUUACUGGGCAGAACGGAAAGCAAUUAGAGUGGAAGUUCUGAUUACUUGUGAAUUUUCUUGAUGUGGUAUUCGUUUCCCUUGCAGUGUUGCCAGGAAUGUGAUGCUUCGGUUUUCAUCUGAAGAAUUCGGGGCCACGUUGGAACCAUUAAUUCGAAGAACGGUGCAAGAUGAGGUGCAGCGAGCAUUUCAAAACUUCUCAUCUACGUCACCAAGGUUUUUUUAUAGAUCUCCUUCUGAUGCACUUGAACCGCGUAAUCCAACAUCCUUGCAGCUUUGUUUUCAGACUAGGCUGCAUCCUACAUUUUUCACUGGCAGCAGGAUAGAAUCUGAGGACAACAGUGCUAUCAAACUAGUUUUAUAUGAUGCUAACUUUAACAAGAUUGUAUCAUCUGGACCCUUCUCUUCACUGAAGGUAGUGAUCGUUCCUCUCGAUGGUGAUUUCUCUGCUGAUGAUCAUGAAGAUUGGUCCCAGGCUGAUUUUGAUGCCAAAGUUAUUAAUGCAAGAGACGGCAAAAGGCCAUUACUGACAGGGGAUCUGGUACUGACUCUGAAAGAAGGUGUUGCGGAACUAGGGGAUGUAGUUUUUACUGAUAAUUCAAGCUGGAGGAGGAGUAGGAAGUUUAGGUUAGGGGCAAAAGCCCAAAAUGCAUCCGCCGGAGUGAGAAUUAGAGAAGCAAGAAGCGAAGCGUUCAUAGUAAAAGAUCAGCGAGGAGAGUCAUACAAGAAACACCAUCCUCCAUACUUGGGUGAUGAUAUAUGGCGUUUGGAAAAGAUAGCAAAAGAUGGGGUUUGGCAUAGGCGAUUGGCAUCACAUCGAAUAUAUACCGUCAAAGACUUUCUACAAGUGUAUAAUACUAAGGAGUCCUCACUAUGCACGCUACUUGGUGGGCCCGAUAACAACAUAUGGAAGGCGAUCAUCAAGCACGCCAAAACUUAUGUUUUAGAUGACAAGCUGUACAUGUACAGCAGUGUUGCAGAUGGGGUCGGGAUUUUGUUCGAUUCCACUUUGAAGGUUGUGGGUGCAACCUUUGAUGGUGAAAAUCAUCUCUCGAUGAAUGAAGUUGCUGAAUUUCAGAUGCCUGUGGUGGAAGCUUUAAAGGAACAAAUGAAGAAGGAUCUGGAUGGGAUGGUACCAAUGGAUGAUCUCUCAGUGAUUGCAACCCCAGUGCUUCAUGGUGACCUUAGAACUGCUAGUUUAUGUAUUCCACACCAAGAUGAACUGCAAUUGCAGAUGACUUCAGACCCAUGUAGCAAUGGAUUGAAUGAUAACAAUCGGAAUGAGAUAUCAACAUGGCAAGCAAGCAAUCAAACUCUGUUUUUGACAUCCAUUUCUCAAGAAACACGUUCAAGAUUCAAUGUGGCUCUCGAUGUGGAAAGAUGUAGUUGCCAAAAGAACACCACGCUUGAUCCAUAUUUUGAUUUCUUGUCUUAAAACGCAAAACUUAAGUUUAAGCAUAAAGGAGUAAGAAAAGAAUCUCCUACGCAUAUAAUUUGUGGCUGGCGUUAUCUUAACAGCCGCCCUUUCACGUGCGGUUUUUUGUAAUACGGUUAAUUUUGAUGUUUAAAUUGUUAUCAAUACGAUAACAUUUUGGCUCUUUUGUGUGUGUGUGUGUUUUUUUUGAAGUAUAUGCACUUUGGUUCAUUUUUCAUUUAUCAAUGAACUAAAUGAUGAAAAAAAUGACCCAUCGAGUAUGCUCACCAUGCCACAAGUGUCGGUUGUUUUUGUGUCACAAAUGACUUCAAAAUAUGAUAUAGUUGUUGUUCUAACCAACUCUAGAGAACCUAAAAGAGACCUUAUAAGAAAAAAAGAAAAGAAAACCCACGGUUUGCAAAAUGAACAAAUAAAAACAUUCAGCCAAUUUGGCAUGAAUGGUUCAACAUUUAGCAUUUAGACAAUGCCUCAAAUUUUCAGAUGAGUUUCCAGCAUUCAAUCUUUGCAACUUCAAAAAACAAACCACCAUUUGCAUCUUAGAUUAAAAAUGAAAAGAAAAAUAAAACUCCUCUUAUAGAGUUUAUUCGAGAGACCCUUUUGCAUAAGCUCCGUAAACUUAAGGGUCGUUUACUACACGCUUACCCGGUAAACUUAGGUGCUUACCAGGGAAUUUUCCUCACUGGACGA
This is a messenger RNA of Cynara cardunculus var. scolymus (artichoke), 2461 nucleotides long. RefSeq names its product calmodulin-binding protein 60 B-like. The record is from RefSeq and is a predicted model, not a curated record. Gene Ontology annotation, biological process: regulation of salicylic acid biosynthetic process. Gene Ontology annotation, cellular component: nucleus. The transcript is spliced from 8 exons. Gene Ontology annotation, molecular function: sequence-specific DNA binding; calmodulin binding; DNA-binding transcription factor activity. Bases 443 to 1774 code for a protein of 443 amino acids. Lineage: Eukaryota; Viridiplantae; Streptophyta; Magnoliopsida; Asterales; Asteraceae.